This is a messenger RNA of Striga asiatica, 1563 nucleotides long. NCBI's taxonomy places the organism in Eukaryota, Viridiplantae, Streptophyta, Magnoliopsida, Lamiales, Orobanchaceae. The record is from the annotation of a GenBank genome assembly.
GUUUUUCUGUUUUUUUCUUUCUUUACCCAUAAAAAAACGAACUAAACCGCAUGGUCGAUUUUUCGUUUCGGCUUACUCUCAUAUCCUAACCCUACCCAGAUAUACACUUCGAUAAAAGAAAAUAGCUUUCGGGCAAAAAUUUCAUGGUCUCGGUUGGUUUCGUUCACAGGAAACAGCUUAGCUAGUAGCUCUCUGGUUCUCCAAUGUCGAUCACAUUUUACUCGCCGAGUACAAAUCUGCCCAAUUUUGCUGGCUACGUGAUUGAGCAGCACAGAACUUUUCCAGCAUCGCCUCUUGAGAAGAACAACCUAUGCCCGUGCGUGGGCCUUGCCCUUUUCAGCUCGUUCGAUGCUGGACAGUGCUACUCAUCCUCUAGAGCAAUAGUGCACAAGCACAUUCAUCCAUGGCGGCGGAAGGUACUCGAAUCUUGUAAGGGGAUGGUAAAUCCCGAUCCAGUUGGGGCGCCGCCAACUGUAAACGACGAUGACUCGCCUCAGCGCAGACGUCGCCGGCGAAAUACCGACGACAAUGAAGACGACGGGAAGAGGAGGAUGAAACUUGUUCACGGAAACAAAGGGUGUGUCCCGUGGAAUAAAGGGAUUAAGCACAGUGAAGAGACUCGCGAGAGAAUUAGUCGCAGGACAAAAGAAGCCUUAAGCGACCCCAAGAUUAGGAAGAAAAUGGCUGAAGCCCCUCGUACUAUGAGUAACCUGACGAAAGCGAGAAUACGCACUUCUCUCACGAGACUAUGGGGUGAACGGCUAAAAUGGAAAAGAUCGAGGGAGAAAUUCAUGCAAUUGUGGGCCGAAAGCAUUGCAAAAGCUGCUAAGGUGGGAAUGAGUGAUGAGAAAGAACUUGAUUGGGAUAGCUAUGACAAACUUGCAGAAGAAUUGACUCUCCUUUGGGUUCAAAAGACUGAACAACAGGCAAAGGACGAAAAGAUAGCUCGUCUAAGAGCAGCAUAUGUGAAAGCAGAAAAGGCAGCACGUCUCUCUCAGAAAAGAAGAGAGAGGGAAGAAAAUGCGAGACCGAGAGAAGGAUCAAUUAAAAAAAGGAGCCAAAAAUCAAAAGAAGAAAGAGAGAGGUUGGCAGAGUUUCGGGAGGAGAAACUCAAGGAGAGAUUAAUGAAGAUUCAUAAGAAGAAAUCGUCCAUUAAACAAGUAAGCAGUGAUCAUCAACGGCCCUGGGAGAAACUUGACCUGGACUUGGCAAAGGGACUGAAAAAGGAAACUUCGCUUGCGGAUCAAAUUCAUUUUGCCAAGAGCAGAAAAUAAGAACAGCUGCUUCGACAAGAUCUGACAUGUCAUGUCCGUUUGUAAAUGAAAGUCCUUCUGGAUCAAGGCUUUAUGACCCAUCAUGGAUUUAUGCUUGUAGUGUGCUGAAACUUGAAACACAAUUAUGUGUUGAAACUUGAAACACAAUUAUUUGAUCUCACCUUGUGCAGUCAUGUAUAUGUCAGUUGACUAACAGAAACAAAAUGUCAUGAUCAUUCAUUUUACGUGCAACAUUUCGAGAACUUAUUAAAAUAUGCGACUUACCAGUGAUUCCUAGUUUCGAUUAAUA